Molecule: messenger RNA, 887 nt
Organism: Didymella exigua CBS 183.55
Lineage: Eukaryota; Fungi; Ascomycota; Dothideomycetes; Pleosporales; Didymellaceae
Exons: 1
Coding region: 492-692 (66 amino acids)
Source: RefSeq, a predicted model, not a curated record
AGAAAAGCUUGCUCUAUAGGACUGUGAAGGUGCAGAGCUUUUUCUGCACUAGAGGACUGCAGAAAUACUUUGUUGUUAGAUUUAUAGAUGCUAGAGAUCCUAAAGACGCUGCGAUAGAAACCCACGUCUAGGCACAGCUUGCUGAGUACAGAUUAACACAACAAGAAAUUAAGGAAGAGCUGCAAAUAUUAGAAGAAGCUGUAAAGACUAAUAAGAUAGGAUAGUUUAAGCGCAUAGGCUGGCUAGAGUUCUUUAAGGACUAGAAUCUCGCUUAUCUAGCGCAUUAAGCCUGCCUGCCUGAUCACAGCAAGCGCAAGAUUAAGCUGGCUGCUUAGCUGACUGAAGGGCUGAUUAAAAGAAGCGUAAAAGGACUAGCUACGCUCCUGCAAGAGUUGAGGCGCUGGCUGCGGAGCGCAAAGCGAGAGGAGCCAGACGUGCGACCGUUGGCGCGCUUGCAGAAUCUGGAGAGUCAGGCAGUGUACACAAGCUACAUGAUGAGGUUCGUCAGCUUCUAUCUGCGGGUACUAGCUGACGAAGAGCAGCGGAUUGUGCGCUUUGGAGAGCAGCAGAAUGCAGCCGCUUAUGCAGAAAGCUGCUCAGCAUCAGGCAGCGAGGAGGACAGCGAGGAGGACAGCGAGGAGGACGAUGACGGCAAGAGCAGUAAAGCUGAUAGCGACAGCCCGCGGCCCUGACGUACAACACGCAAUUGAACGCAGCUAGAUAGGGUGAAAGAUGCACGUGAGCUCUUCACGUGGACAGACAAGCAGAAGUUAUUUAGGAUUAAGCUAUAGGACGCGCUAGAUAGCAACAACAGAGCAGCUUAGACAGAGGCGCUUCUUGUGUUAAUUAGCUCCUUUGUCUUCACAACAUAUUACCCUAUAGCGCUG